Triplophysa rosa is the source of this 3845-nucleotide messenger RNA. It is a transcript of the gene pdzd7a, whose product is annotated as PDZ domain containing 7a. Gene Ontology annotation, biological process: auditory receptor cell stereocilium organization; sensory perception of sound. Gene Ontology annotation, cellular component: stereocilium tip; cilium; plasma membrane. Gene Ontology annotation, molecular function: protein binding. Lineage: Eukaryota; Metazoa; Chordata; Actinopteri; Cypriniformes; Nemacheilidae. Bases 99 to 2906 code for a protein of 935 amino acids. The record is from RefSeq and is a predicted model, not a curated record. The transcript is spliced from 16 exons.
AAGGAAGGCUAAUAUUGUCUUUGUCUCAGGUGAGGUCAUGCAGCACAACAUGGAGACAGGCCCUGGAUGAGGGUUAGAGGGGAGGUCACCGCUUUGCCAUGGCUCAUUCGUCUGACACGGCACGCAAAGACAUGACGAAUGGGGCUCAUCCCAAUGCCCAGCCAGGGCCCUCGGGCACCUCUACUCUACCACGCUACCUGCACAAGAAGCAGCAGCGGCAGAAGGGAGUAAGAUCUUCCUCCCCUAUGGGCAGAGUCAUCCUCAUUAAUUCACCUGUUGAUGGAGGGGAUGACAGUGAAGACAUCCACACAAUUACUGUGGACAAAAGUGAGGAUGGCAGGCUGGGCUUCAGCGUGCGUGGAGGCUCUGAACACGGCCUUGGGAUUUUUGUCAGUAAGGUGGAAGACAACAGCUCUGCGGAACUGGCUGGCUUGACUGUUGGAGAUAAACUUGUGGAGGUGAAUGGCAUUAGCUUGGAGAACAUCACAAUGAGUAGUGCGGUGAAGGUCCUGACAGGAAACAAUCGUCUGCGAAUGGUGGUGAGACGCGUUGGGAAGGUGCCUGGCAUCCGCUACUCAAAAGAGAAGACAACAUGGGUAGAUCUGAUUCACCGAAGGAUGGUAGUGGAAGAGAGCGGUCGCACCCCCUCAGAAGCUAGUUCAGAUGGAGCCCUUCGCAGAAUAGUGCACCUUUACACAACCUCAGAUGACUACUGCCUGGGCUUCAACAUCCGUGGUGGCAAAGAGUUUGGCUUGGGCAUUUAUGUCUCAAAGCUGGACCCUGGCGGCCUGGCAGAGCAAAAUGGAAUUAAAAUGGGGGAUCAGAUUCUGGCAGCCAAUGGUGUGAGUUUUGAGGACAUCACACACAGCAAUGCAGUAGAAGUACUAAAGAGUCACACUCAUGUGAUGUUGACUAUCAAGGAGGCUGGAAGAUACCCUGCGUAUAAGGAGAUGGUGGCAGAGUACAGCUGGCUUAAUAAAUUGGCUAAUGGGGGUCAGCCCUCCUCCUCUCAGGGAUCCGACUCCUAUUCCUCCACUUCCUCUCUGUCUUCCGGAACGCCAGUCAGCUCCCUCAGUGGCCUCUCGCAGGUCAUGUUCCCCCCUGUGUUUGGCUCGGAGAUGGUGGAUGUCUGUAUUUCCACCGAGGACCGUUCACGCAGGCCCAGCUCAGAACGGACAGAAACCGCAAUGCAGACCGAUCCACAGGAGCUGGAAGCAUCAGUAAGAGCUAGUAGGGUCAUAACCACAGAGACAAGUCGAACAGUGGGCGAAACUGUUCUGUUGAAAGAUACUGUGAUCCGGAGUGGGCACACCCAUUCUCAUACAAGGACCUUCUCUGCUGGAGAUAAAGAGGCUUUGGACUCGCCAAAAACUGCAGUCCUUGUGGCCCUGAGCAAACCUCGUAGACCCAUUCGCAGAUCUCAGAGUCACAUCACUAUAUCAGAGGACAAACAGAAGAAAAAGAAACGUCAGAAGGAUAAAUUGGAAGUUGAGGGAAGCACCCUGCAGCGCUCCAAAACCUUUGUCAGUCUGCUUUUUAAAAGUGGUCGCAGGAGGGAGCGAUCUUCCUCAAGGGACAGGAAGGUCACUGGGACAGUGGACGGACAAAGAGGAAGGUCCAAAUCCCCAAAACAUCUAGAUAAUGAACCGGGUAAAGAGCGAGGUCGACCCAAAAUCAGCCUAUUGAGUUCUCCCAGAGAGACCCGAGCUGGUAUGAAGGCACACAGCCCUAUGCCCAGCCCAGAAACAAUGAGCAUGAUGGAGGACAUGGCCCACAAACUGCUCAAUGAGGAUGAGGUGGCUGCUGUCAAGAGACACUGUAAAAGAUUUCUGUCGCAGCGUGUGGUUGAGGAUUUGGUGCGCCCCCUGUUGGCCAUCUUGGACAGGCCCGAGAAGCUUUUGCUGCUGAGAGAGAUCAGAAUGAUCAUCCCUCCUUCAGAACUGGGACGUUUUGACAGUAUGGUGUUACCCUUUGAGCUUGAAGCCUAUGACAUACUAAAAAGUCGUUCUGUGAGAUCUCCUGUUCUGCGUUCUCCUCGGCAUGGUGGAACACCCCGUCGCCAUUUAAUAACACCCAUCCCAGACUACAGGGGCGGAUUUCAAUUGCAGCCAGUGCAGGACCUGCAGAGAGAGCGUCAACUCUUAGAAGAUCUAGAACGUCUGCGCUUCGCAGGUCUACCGACCGGCCGUCUCCCUCCUCCUCGAGUGUUCACACCUCUCCUGGAUGUACCGGUGGACACAUACAUCUCAGACUCAGUCAGCCAUCGUUCCCUGAGCCCCGCUCAGCCUAACUGGCCGCAGUCAGAUUUCCCUCACAGCUCAGAGCGCCAUGGACAUUCCCCUCAAAGAGACAAUGCUUUCCCCCAGACAUCACACCAUGACUCUUUAUCCAGCGGGGGGGAUUCUGUUCCAGAGCGUGGAAGGUCUCCUUAUAGGAAUGGUCAUAGAAUGAAAACCCAGAAUGGAAAGGAGGUGAAGUACACCGUGAUGAGCGCACACAGACGGAGCAGAACACCGCUUACCCAGGUGUUUGGGCCCAGCUCAGAUCAGGACUGGAGAGGAACUGUGAAUGGACACUCAAACAGCAAAGAAAACUUUUCAAAGCAGGAGUAUGAACUUACCACGGUUUCUAUCUCCAAGACCAAACAGUCCUUGGGCAUUAGCAUCUCAGGUGGGAUAGAGUCAAAGGUGCAGCCAAUGGUGAAGAUAGAGAAGAUCUUUCCAGGAGGAGCGGCCUCCACAAGUGAUGUUCUGAAGGCUGGAUUCGAGCUAGUGUCAGUAGAUGGAGAGAGUCUCCAAGGUGUCACACAUCAGCACGCUGUGGAUGCCAUUCGGAGGGCUUUCAGCAACAAGGCCAAAGACCCCAUGGAGUUCAUCAUCAAAGUUCCCAAGAAUCCGAGGGAAUGACCUGAACGCAACCAGACUCAUGUUUAAAUGUUUUUGCGCUAAUGCUCUGGGGUAUGAAAAAGGGCACAUGCCCGGUUUGAUAGUGAAGUCAUGCCAUCAUGUCCAGUGGGGUGAGAGGCAGACCCCUGAGCAAGAAUAAAAAAAAUGGGCUUCCACGGUGUCCAUUCACAGGCACAGAUGUUUUUCCUUUCUUAGCUAAAUCUAUUCCUUCAUUUUCUGUUUACAAGAAAUCUGAGAAAACCAUCAUAACUUUUGCACCAUUAAAGGCACAAAAGCCAGAGUUAACAUGAUAUGAGUGAACUGUGGGUUUCUAUUUUGGGUUCAGCUUUCAGCCCCCGUCAGCGUGUGAGAUAAGACGCUGGCGUGACAUGCUGAUUAUGAAAGUCAUAACACUACCCAUCCAGGCAACAGUUACACAUGAGGCCUCUCCACAUUCAUGCCUCCAAGAGAUUAAACAAAGCCAUGUUAUGGAUUUAGAUCCAGAUUAGGUCUUUUAUUUUUGGGGGUUUGGUUUAGUUAACUGAAGACUCUUAGUUCCUGUUCUCUGUUUUUUGGCAACAUGUAUGCAUACAUUUAACUUGUAAUUGUGCCUUAAUUCUGCACGUAUGGAUAGUGCAAUUGAAAUCUAUACUUGGUGAUGGUUGUAGCAUCAGUGUUAUAUACAGAUUUUAUUUCUGAGAGACUGUAAGCAUCUAGGAAAGCAUGUACAAAGCAUCUGAUCUGCACUUUUUGCAAGUCAUUUUAUUACAAAAAACAUUGUGUGAUUCUAAAUAAAAAAGUUAAAUGCACAGUAACCUGUUUUUAUUGUGUAAGACUGUAAAUAUGACCUUGAAUAAGCCACAAUUAUUGAUGAAAUACCUUUCUAACUUUCACAAUAUCAGUGUCAAUAACAUUGAUUAAAAGAUUGGUUUUGCAAUUAUGAACGCAUUGCAACCUGAU